Ricinus communis (castor bean) is the source of this 1805-nucleotide messenger RNA. RefSeq names its product protein BREAKING OF ASYMMETRY IN THE STOMATAL LINEAGE. The coding region runs from base 127 to 861 and encodes 244 amino acids. The transcript has 5 exons. Gene Ontology annotation, biological process: regulation of asymmetric cell division. The record is from RefSeq and is a predicted model, not a curated record. Lineage: Eukaryota; Viridiplantae; Streptophyta; Magnoliopsida; Malpighiales; Euphorbiaceae.
GUUCACACCCUAAUUUAUGCAGUCCUUUUUUCAAAUUCAAAUGUCCAUUUCCCUCUCCUAUUCUUUCUCUCUCAAUUAACAGUUAUUUCCAGAAGUAAAAAGAGAAUUAAACAGCAGUUAAGAACCAUGUCCACACCAUGGACAUUUAGAGACUUGGUCUCUUGUUUCUUGGGAUGCAGAUUCCCUUUAGAUGAUGAACAGCCUCAAGUACCAAUCAAGAACAUGGGCAUUGAAAUCAAGAAUGAUAUGAGAAGCAAUAAGGAUAACAAGAAAUUGUCAAGGCAAAAUAGAUGCAGAAAGGAAAGACAUGAUGAUAGAGACAAUGCUGCAGUGGAAAAUAAAAGCAAUGACACAAGCUGGCCACAUUUUCAAGAAGAGGACUAUAUAGUUUUCUGUUUUAGAGAAGAUGGUGCCUUCGAUGUCGUCAAAGAUUGCAAGUCAGAUGCAUUGGAUCGCGUUGAUUCUGCCAACAAAAGCCCGCGACUUGUCAGUAGAAUGCAGCUUAAAUAUGGUGAGGUUGCAGAAACAGUUAGAAAUAGCAGCCAUUGGAAAAGAUCAAAUGAUUCAUGCUUGAGAAGCGGAAUUGACGAAGAGGGUGAGGAAAAACAUUGCAGCAACCUGGAUACAAAGUCACGUUGUGUUACAAGGAGCCGCCAAUUCGGAGAAAUCGAAAAUGGUGGGAUAGCACUCUCUGUGGAAUCCAGUGAUUCUAAUAACUCAGAUAGCAGCAAAGGAUCUUUUUCCUUCCCUGUAUUGCACUGGGAGCUGAUGGGCAGUCCUGUACAAAUGCCAAGAUCAGAGAGUCUCUAUAUAAGGAAGCAUAAGGCCUCUUGUGCCCGUUUUCAGUGUUGUAGAUUCUAAGAAUUGUGCUUCCCUCUCAAUUUUUUACAUAAAAUUAUUUAACUUCCAUCAUUCAAUUUUCGUUCAUAAAAAAAAAAAAAAAACAAUACAUUUGGUUCAAGACUUUCUAAUCAUAAAACCUCAUUUUUAUGAAGUUUCUAUCAGUGUCUGUUCACAACGCCACUAGUACAUGUUUAACCUGCCACUAUCCCCUGGAAAGAUAACAUUCUUGCUACUCUAGGUUUAUUCAAGCUGGGCAAAACCUCAGCAUUAUUCUUCUUCUUUUGCAAUUUGUAAUCAAUCAGGAAUUACAGAUGCUGAUAGAAGAUGAAGACUACGAGAAAUAAAUUAGAGAUGGCUCCAAAUCUCAUGGCCCCUUGUACGAGCUACCAGGUUUAUUCUGAAGAUGGUUCGACUUCUCAAGGGCGACUCUUUCUACAGUGUUUCAAGCCCUUUCUCCCCAGAAUCCAAAGAGUGCACAAGUGCCAUUUCUGUUGCAUAUCGUGCUGUACUGAAGUCAUCCCCAUCCCAUCGGAAAAUCAGGCAAUUCAGUUUUCCAAUAAAACCGACAGGACAAGAAGAAAUUGCCGUCCCAAUCAAAGCAGUAUGCUUCUUGUAGCACUCCUUCCAUCAUCACUUAAAUUUUUUAAAUGAGUUUAUGUAGUAACAACAGAUGUGCAAGAGAUUCAGAGAUAAGAACUCUAAUCUUUGAGAAAAUGGCAGAAUGAGCAACUCCGCUGAUAAAGGAACGGUAUUCAGUACUUGCCAUGGCUACCAGGCUACGGAAUCUGCUUCAUUCAAAUCCAUCGAGGUUCCAGUGAAGCCACUGAGAGUUUCAUUUUACAACUUGAUUAUAAUUCUUCUACUGAUUGAUGAAACCACAGAGUACUUCUGAUGGAGAGAAAGGAAAAAGAAACACUACGACAAAGAAAAAGAGAUAGAGCAGAUAAAUAAGAGAUAUAAAU